Molecule: messenger RNA, 2397 nt
Organism: Dictyostelium discoideum AX4
Lineage: Eukaryota; Evosea; Eumycetozoa; Dictyosteliales; Dictyosteliaceae
Exons: 4
Coding region: 1-2397 (798 amino acids)
Biological process (GO): autophagy; autophagosome assembly
Cellular component (GO): Atg1/ULK1 kinase complex
Source: RefSeq, a predicted model, not a curated record
AUGGAUUCAAGAUAUUCAGAUUUAAUCCGAAAAACCAUUUCAAAGAUAUCACAAUGUAUAUUAUUAUCAAGAGUUGAAACUUCAUCAGUUUCAAGAAGGGUUAAUAAAACUUUUCAUUUAGAAACAGAGGAAUCAGACAUACAUAGACAGGAAAUUGAUAGAAUAGUACUCAAAAAUGAUAUGAGAAUUUUAUUUGUUAUAGAAAUUCAUUUUGAUGAAAAUGUUGGUUUAGGUUUAAAUACAAUUGUUGAAUCUUGGAGAAUAAUAUUUGAUCCAAGAGAGAUUGAUAAUUCAGUUGAGUUACCUAAAUUUUAUAAAAAUGUUAUUAUUUUAAUUAGAACAAUUUAUGCAAUGCUUAGAAAUAUACCUUGCUAUUCUCUAUUUAAAAAUUUUUCAAAAAAUAGAUCAGCAACUUGUUCAGUUAAUUACCAACUAAGAGUUUGUGAUUCACAAUCAAUUACAACUCCUUCAUUUCCAUUAUCUACGAGUAUAAAAACAGUAUCAUUUACAGCAAUUCCAACUCCUAUGGGUAUUUUAAAAAUUGACUUAUCCUAUAAAGAAAAUUUAACGAGAGAGAUUUCAGCUAGUUCUCAUAUAGGUUUAGAAUCACAAUUUAUAAUUAAAGAUUAUAAUAACUAUCAAUCUGGAAAUAACUAUGAUAAUAAUAAUAAUAAUAGCAACAACAGCAAUAGUAAUAAUGACUAUACGAAUAUUAUAAACAAUACAAAUAACAUUAAUAUCAACAAUAAUAAUAACAACAACAAUGACAAUAACAAUAAUAAUACCAAUGAUAAUAAUUUAUCAACAUCAUAUAACAGAGAUUAUCCAUCAUCAUACCCCCAACUUACGAGAAUGGGUACAUUACAAGAUUUAUUAAAUAACAAUAAUAAUAAUAAUAACUCAAAACCAACCUCUUCAUCACCUUACGACUCAAAUUCGAUGCCUUUUGAAACAAAUAAUAAUUUUAAUAACUACAAUAAUAGUAAUAGUAAUGCAAACUAUAAUUUUAAUAACAUCAAUAGUAAUAAUAAUAAUAAUAAUAAUAAUAAUAAUUUCAAUAACUUUAAUACAAACAAUAAUAGUUAUAACAAUAAUAAUAAUAUAAUCAAUAGUAAUAAUAAUAACUAUAAUUUCAAUGAAAAUAAUAAUAAUAACCCACAAAGCAACCCAAUAUUUAUACCAGGUAUGCAAAAUAAUAGACAAUAUCAACAGCAACAGCAACAGCAACAACAACAAUAUUCAUCAUCAUUUAAUAAACCACCAUCACUAUCAUCAUCCCCACCAUUUUCAUCAAACUCAAUAAAGAUUGGAAGUGGAAAUGCAAAUUAUAAUAAUCAAUAUGGUUCAUCACCACCAUUUGGUUCAACAACUACAACAACAACAACAAGUAAUAAUAUUAAUACAAGUGGUGGUAUUAACAUUAAUAAUCAUCCAUCAUCAAAUCCACUUCCAAUAAGACAGGUUAGUUUCACAAUUCCAAAUCAAACCACUGGUAUAUCACCAACAUCAUACAAUAAUCAACAAUCAAAAACUAGAGCAACCUCUGCUCCAAUUGCUAUUCAUCAACAAGCUCCACCAUUUCAAAACUUUCCAAAAUCAUCUUCAUCUGGCACAAAAAGUCCACCAUUUCAUGUUAGUAUAUCUCCAUUUAAAGAACCCUCAACUUUGGACUAUUACAGUGGUGGUGGUAGUACAGGUACAAGUGGCGGUUUAAUUGGUAGUACAGGUGCAAGUGGUGGUGGUUUGGUUGGUAAUAAUAGUAAUAACAAUUUAACCUUAUUAAAUAAUAGUAAUGGUAUUGGUGGUAGUGGUGGUGGUUUAGUUGGUAAUAAUAGUAGUGGUAAUUUAACAUUGUUAAACAGCAACAACAAUAGCAAUAAUAAUUUAAUUGGUAUAAGUGGUAAUAAUGCAUUAUUCAAUAAUCCACUCUAUCAAAGUUCUUCACCAGGUUCAACCAAUUCAUUUGGUGCAAGUGGUAUAGAUAGAUUAAACAAUUCCUCAAUGAAAAAUAGUAAAAUCAGCCAAAUUCAUGGUCCUUUACUAUUGAGUGAACAUCAUAUUAAUCAAUUUACAAAGGAUGGAUCAAGAAUAUCCUCACCACCCAUCAAUACACUUGACGACAAUGAUGAUGCUGUGUUUGUAUCAACAUUGAGAAAUUCAAAACAAACAACACAUGAAAGUGAAAUCGCUGAUUUCCUAAAACUCUGUAAAAUAGCUCCACCUUUAAAACUCUUUAAUAAUGAUAAUUUAUCUUUAAAUACCACAAACUCUCAACAUUCUCUUCAAAUUGGUAAUGAAAUUAUGCUUCUUAGUAAUAUAAACUUUAAUAAACCAACUUCUCAACAAUAUCAACAACCACCACAACAACAACAACAACAAUAUUAUCAAAAUUUUUAA